Trichosurus vulpecula (common brushtail) is the source of this 1490-nucleotide messenger RNA. RefSeq names its product tumor necrosis factor (gene TNF). Gene Ontology annotation, biological process: positive regulation of transcription by RNA polymerase II; tumor necrosis factor-mediated signaling pathway; extrinsic apoptotic signaling pathway via death domain receptors. Gene Ontology annotation, cellular component: cell surface; membrane. Gene Ontology annotation, molecular function: tumor necrosis factor receptor binding; CD40 receptor binding; cytokine activity. The transcript is spliced from 4 exons. The record is from RefSeq and is a predicted model, not a curated record. Bases 260 to 961 code for a protein of 233 amino acids. Lineage: Eukaryota; Metazoa; Chordata; Mammalia; Diprotodontia; Phalangeridae.
GACAGAAGCUCCCAUACAGAGAGCACCAGGGGAGUAAUCAGAGAGAAGAAGACUGCUCCAGGCUCUCUGAAAUUCUUUCACCCCUUAAAAAAACCCAAACCACUGGGCACUCUUUCUCUCUCUCUCUCAUACACACACACACCCUCUCUCUGUGUCCCCUGGGCCGUUUGACUCUCUGCAUCAAGGAACUACAGAUUUGGACAUCAGCCUCUCCCAAACAACACCACUGGAAACCAAGCAGCUCCACAAAACAGGAACCAUGAGCACAGAGAGCAUGAUCCGAGACUUGGAGCUAGCAGAAGAGGCCCUCAAAAGGAAGGCAAGGGGGCCCCUAGGCCUUGGACGCUGCCUCUGCCUCACACUUAUCUCCUCCUUUCUUCUUGCUGGGGCCACCGUUCUCUUCUGCCUGCUGCACUUCGGGGUGAUUGGACCCCAGAAGGAACAGGAGUCCACAGAUACCUUUCUUGACAUGAAACCUCUGACCCAGAGAGUCAGAUCUUUGCAGAAUGAAAGUGCCAAGCCUGUAGCUCAUCUUAUAGCUGAUCAACUGGCAGAGGGGCAGCUCCUGUGGGUCGGUGAUGUUGCCAAUACCCUUCUGAUGAAUGGCAUGGAACUGGUAGACAACCAGCUGGUGCUGCCAUCCACUGGGCUCUACUUGGUCUACUCCCAGCUCCUUUACAAGGGCAGCCAGUGUGGCAAAGAAUCCCUGGUCCUCACUCACAAAAUCUCCCGGUUUACACUCUCCUACCAAAAGAAGGUCACCCUCCUGGCUAACAUCAGGAGCUCGUGCCGGAAGGCGGCAGAAGACGAUGGGGAGCCCAGCGCCUGGUAUGAACCAGUGUACCUAGCUGGCGUCUUCCAGCUCACCGAAGGCGAUAAGCUUGUUGUUGACACCAACUAUCCCGAGAAUCUCGACUUUGCUGAGCCUGGCCAGCUGUAUUUUGGGGCCAUUGCCCUUUGAGAGAAGAAAGGGAGUCAUACCCCUGCUCCCACACCCUCUCCUUGUCCCUCACUCACCUUUAUCAGUCUUCAUGUCCCUUGAGUGCCUCCCUUUUCUGGGCCUGAAAAGUGGUUUAAAGACUGGGAACAAGAAAUUAGAACAAUCUAGAAUAUGACAAAGAACAAUGAAAAAAUAAGGGUCAGAAGAGUCGAGCUAGUAAUGUCCCCUGGUAUUGCUGUAUAUCAAGGACUAUAGAAAUACAGGGUCCAGAGGGACAUAAAAAUCCAUCAAGAAGUCCAUACGCUGAAACAAAUGUAGAACCUGGACCAAAACGAGGAACCCAGAACCUAGAGUAGAAUGCCUGGCACACAGAGCAAGAGCCAACCCUUGAAGCCUGACCUGAAGUAAAGAACCCUCUUAACUUUAGAACACUCCCUGAGGUACAUAUCUAAUCUAGACCCUGAAAUGAAUCAAAAUCCGAUCAUUCCUGUUGUAUUUAUUGUAACACAGGAGCCCUGCCAUUUGCCUCCAGGGUGGUUUCUGUUAUUUA